Gloeophyllum trabeum ATCC 11539 is the source of this 1572-nucleotide messenger RNA. Its product is annotated as FAD/NAD P-binding domain-containing protein. NCBI's taxonomy places the organism in Eukaryota, Fungi, Basidiomycota, Agaricomycetes, Gloeophyllales, Gloeophyllaceae. The transcript has 11 exons. The record is from RefSeq and is a predicted model, not a curated record. Gene Ontology annotation, molecular function: monooxygenase activity. The coding region runs from base 1 to 1572 and encodes 523 amino acids.
AUGCAGCCAGAACAAACAGUGCCGACAUCUACGACGAUCCUAGUCAUUGGCGGAGGGCCUGCUGGCUCUUAUGCUGCAACGGCCCUAGCGAGAGAGGGUUUCGACGUGACCUUGCUGGAGAAGGAAAUAUUCCCUAGAUAUCACAUAGGGGAGAGCAUGCUGCCGUCGUGUCGUCCGUAUCUCAAAUUCAUCGACGCCGAGGAUAGAGUCAGAGCGUAUGGGUUCACCGUCAAGCCAGGAGCCGCAGUAAAGUUAAAUCAACAUAAACGUGAAGGAUACACGGACUUCAUUGCGCUUAAUCCUGACAACGGCGCGUGGAACGUGGUGCGAUCAGAGUUUGAUGAACUGCUGCUCCGACAUGCGCAGGAAUGCGGGGUUCGCGUUUGUGAGGGUGUCGCGGCUAUCGAAAUAACAUUCAAAGAAAAUGACCCACAUCGACCGGUUAGCGUUGAUUGGCGGAAGCAAGAUGAUGACGAAACUGGGGGCAGCAUAACAUUUGAAUGGUUAGUGGACGGCUCUGGACGAGCGGGGUUAAUGUCGACGAAAUACCUCAAGAAUAGAAGGUUCAACAAAAGUCUGCGCAAUAUCGCCGUAUGGGGUUAUUGGCGUGGUGCAUUGUGCUACUCCCCUGGAACCGACAGACAGAAUGCCCCAUGGUUUGAAGCCUUGACAGACGAAUCUGGAUGGGCCUGGUUUAUUCCUCUCCACAAUGGUACGGUUUCAGUUGGUGUUGUGUUAAUAGAAACGGUAUACAAGGACAAGAAGGCCCGAUGGCAGGAAAGCCAUGGGGAAUUCGAAGCAUCAGCCUUCUAUGAGAAGCAAGUGGAACUGGCCCCUGGUUUGCUGAAGAUCCUGGGUGAUGCACGCUUGAAAAGUGACAUCAAAACUGCGGGUGACUACAGCUACUUUUGUGAUACCCACGCUGGUCCAGGUUUUCGAAUCAUCGGAGACGCAGGAGCGUUUAUUGAUCCCUUCUUCUCCUCUGGUGUACACCUCGCAUUUACAGGGGCUCUUUCAGCCGCCAGUUCCAUUGCAGCGUCUAUACGAGGACAGUGUUCAGAGCUCGAAGCAAUCAAAUUCCACAACGGGAAAGUGGGCUCGUCAUAUACCAGGUUCCUGCUGGUGGUUCUGGGCGUCUAUAAACAGAUCAAAGCGCAGGAAAUUCCUGUCAUGUCAGACGUCAACGAGGAUAAUUUCGAUCGGGCAUUCAGCGCAUUGAGACCUGUCAUCCAGGGUGCCGCAGAUGCGGAUCCCGCUGUGACCGAAGAUGAAGUGCAAGUUACCAUGGAUUUCUGUAGGAACAUAUUCGCCCCUACGGACCCCAAAAUGUACAGCGAAGUAGCCAAGCGGAUUCCUUCAAGCCUCCUGUCUCCCGAGACUCCGAUCCUCGACAAGAACACCAUAGAGAAGCUGGCUGGAAUGGACGACGAAGUCCGACAUGUGCUGCAAGAGGUCAACGCUCGAAAGGCCAUUCACGUCAUGUAUGACGCACGCACCCAUUUUACCACAGAAGUUAUGGACGGUUUCUGCGUUAGAAUGGAGAGGGGACGUCUGGGGCUGGUAAGGGCUUAG